Paramecium sonneborni is the source of this 188-nucleotide messenger RNA. Lineage: Eukaryota; Ciliophora; Oligohymenophorea; Peniculida; Parameciidae. The record is from the annotation of a GenBank genome assembly.
AUGAGGUAAAAUUAUUAUAUAAUUUAAUUAGCUUGGUUAAGCUAGUGGAUCUUAUAUCUAUCAAUGAUUAUUAUGAUGAAUAAACCAUUUUGGAAAGAUGUGGAAUGAUUAAUAUGCCUGUAUUGGAUAAGUGUUAGUUAGAACUGUUAAAGAUACUUUCAUUAGACUAAUAAUAAAGCUAAUAAUGA